Messenger RNA from Thecamonas trahens ATCC 50062, 1535 nucleotides. RefSeq lists its product as uncharacterized. The transcript has 2 exons. Gene Ontology annotation, biological process: protein transport to vacuole involved in ubiquitin-dependent protein catabolic process via the multivesicular body sorting pathway. The record is from RefSeq and is a predicted model, not a curated record. Lineage: Eukaryota; Apusomonadida; Apusomonadidae. Gene Ontology annotation, molecular function: ubiquitin binding; phosphatidylinositol binding. Bases 27 to 1535 code for a protein of 502 amino acids.
CUGACGCCACUCAUUGCUCUUGGCUUAUGUCAUUCUUCACAAAGUCGCCUGUGCAGGUACUUGUGGACAAAGCCACUGGAGAGCUUCUCAUCGGACCAGACGCAGCACUCAAUCUGGAGAUUGCAGAGCUUGUCAACACCUCUCCUAAUGCGGCCAAGGAUGCGGUGAAGCAAGUGAAGAAGAGGAUGAAGAACAAGAACCCUAAGGUCUCGCUCCUGGCGCUCAAUGUGCUGCAAGUGCUGAUGCGGGAGGGCGACCAGCGGCUGUAUCAUCAGGUGGUGACGCAGAAGAUCCUGGGCGAGUUUGAGAAGAUGAUCGCAAAGUCAGAUGCCAACGAUCGGGUGGUGACCAAGAUCCUUGGGCUGGUUGCCGCCUGGGGUGAGUCGUUUAAGGACAUGGAGACGUUCUACAUGUUUACCCAGCUGCAAGCCAAGUUUGCCCGCAUGGGCCUCCCGUUUCCGCCGCGCGAGCCGGAUGCGGUGUUCCAGCCACGAAUCUCGCACGCCGCCACUGCAGCUAGCGGAGCGCACCGAUCUGGCCACGCCCGGACCGGUGACCGGCGGCGGAGCGGCUCGGGCUCGCGGUCGCGAUCGCGGUCGCAGGGUGCGGCGGCGCAGCCUGUCGACCCGGCGGUGGCCGCAGUCCAACUCGCCAACGAGCUCGAGAUCAUCAACAACAACAUCAUGCUUCUGGCCGAAAUCGUGGCCUUUGCCAAGCCUGAGGACGACCUCACGCAGAACGACCUCGGCAUGGAGCUAUACCGCAAUCUCAAGGCCGCACAGCCGCGGCUGAACACGGUCAUCUCUCGCACUGCCGACGAGACCAAAAUGUUCUCGCUGCUCGGCGUGGCAGACUCGAUCAACAGCGUGCUUGACGACUUUGAGCGGGCUCUGACCGGCGAACUUGCGGCGACGACGUCGUCGACGGCGUCGGCAGACUCGGACGACGGCUCGGACGACUCGGCCGCCGCCGCCAUCGCCGCUGUUGCCGCCGCCGAGGCCGCCGAGGCCGCCCAGCGUGCCGGCAACACCACGACCGCCCCGCCGCCGUCAUCGGCGUCUUCCAUUCCGGUCCUGGCGCCGCCACCCGGCUCGCGAGCUGGAGGCUCGCCAGGUGCAACGUCACCGCUCGCACCCGCCGCUGCUGCAGCAGGCUCGCCGGGCGGUUCGCUUCUUGACCUUGGGACGCCUUCUCCGGCAACAGCCGCGUCUCCUCCGCAGGCGGCGGCUACCACAACCGCAGCAUCGCUGAUGGACGUGUUUGGUGCCAACCCUGCUCCGCCGCCGUCGUCAUCCAAUCAGACGCCGCUCACCGCGGCGCCGUCGCUCUCAUCCGGCGCAGCCGCACCGACCUCGAUCGCCGCCGAGUUUGACACCUUGCUCUCGGGCACCGGCUCCACGCCGCGGUCUGGCGCCGCCGCACCUGCAGCCGCGCCUGCACCUGCUGCUGUCGACGAGUUUGACGCCUUCCUCUCCUCACGAGUCGCGUCGUCGCCGCCGGCUACCGCCGCCGCCGGUUCGCCGUCGCUCAUCUGA